AUGGCAAACUCUGCAAACUUAGCCUUUUGUCUGGAGUACAGUAACCAUAAGACAGAUAUGAUGAACGCCUUUGAAGACUAUCUGCGCAACGAAUCCAUGGUUGAUGUGAUGCUCACAUGUGAGGGCCGGUCCAUCAAAGCGCAUAAAGUGGUGCUGAGCGCCGGAUCCACUUAUUUCGCCGAUAUAUUCAAGGAAUUCAAGAAUCCGUUUCAGUUCCCGGUUCUCAUCAUCAAAGACAUGCCGUUCCGGGACCUGAAGGCGAUCGUGGAGUUCCUCUAUCGGGGCGAAGUAGUGGUUCCCGUCGAACAGGUGUCCUCUCUGUCGAAGAGCGCACAGACUCUGCUCAUCAAAGGGCUCGAGAAGUACUUCAAUAAGUCAGCGGUGGUCGAUGUGGCCAACCAUACGAUGCCCAGUGCUUCCACUCACACCACCAGUACUUCCUCGGCUCAGGUCAACAAGACUAGUGUCAACACUAAUGGCAACUCAAGUGGCGAUAAGUUAUCCGUCAAACAGAACUUUUCAGUGAAUUCUGGGAAUCAAUUGAAACCCAAAUCAAAGGCCAAUACAAACGCCAAUACAUGUCAUGAGAUGAGGGCUGAACCGAAGCGAUCGAUUGGUAUGAGUUUGAGGAAUACUCGGCGACCAAACUAUAGACAACUUUCUAACGGAGACUUCAAUAGUGAGGAUGAGUUCAGUGAAGACCAGUUCAAUGGAGAUAUG
Molecule: messenger RNA, 720 nt
Organism: Oppiella nova
Lineage: Eukaryota; Metazoa; Arthropoda; Arachnida; Sarcoptiformes; Oppiidae
Source: the annotation of a GenBank genome assembly